This is a messenger RNA of Maylandia zebra (zebra mbuna), 5136 nucleotides long. It is a transcript of the gene tdrd7b, whose product is annotated as tudor domain containing 7 b. Gene Ontology annotation, cellular component: P granule. The record is from RefSeq and is a predicted model, not a curated record. Lineage: Eukaryota; Metazoa; Chordata; Actinopteri; Cichliformes; Cichlidae. Gene Ontology annotation, biological process: spermatogenesis; P granule organization; piRNA processing.
GGAGGAGAGGCUGUGCCUGCCGGCCGGCACACACCGGGAACGAAGCCAACCCCCGUGGCGGUGACAGCGCCACAGCGACUGGACCAGGUCCCGACUUCACCACCUCGUCUGUGCAGAGCAAGAUGGCUGAUGCGGAGGUGGCAAAAAAAAUGCUGCGGGGCAUCCUGCAGUCCAACAAAGGUGGAGUGUCAUUGUCACACCUGCAGUCAGAGUAUAAGGAGCUGACUGGGGAGCACAUACCACAUAAGCAGAUGGGACACAGCAACCUGGAUGCUCUUCUAGCCAGCAUGCCAUCUUUAGUCCGCAUGGAGCGCAGCCGCUCGGGAGAGGUGGUUUGUUUUGCCUCAGGGGCCAAGGAGACAGGUCAUCUAGCCAAGGUGGUGGCUCGUCAGCGCACAUCCAAGAAGACGGGUCGACCUCACCUUGUCAACACCCAGAUGAGGGUCAAACCAGCUGCCCCGCUUGUCCUCAAUGCCAAACCUCAAAACUCUCUGAGGCAACCGAACCACCGUGGCCGAGGUGGGGGUAGAGGAGGAGGCCCUGGCCGUGGGGCUGGACAUGGAGACUUCAGACAGGCAAGAGACUUAAGGGAUGGCCCAUCAGAGGGCAAGACUGGGGGGCAUCCGAACACGAUGUCCAGUCAGAACACAUCCAACAGGAAAGGAAACCAACCUCCAGACAAGAUGGCCCAAGAGUCAGACGUUCUAAACAAAGAAGGAAGAAACAGGAGGAUGACCCUACCAUCACGGUUUCAGAAAGAGGUGCACGCUCACCUUUCCAGAAACUCCCAGCAGACCGCUCCACCCUCAAACUUAAAUGAGAGCUUUGGUUCUGGGAAAGCAAAGCCCUACAACCCCCAACUGGUCCAAGGUCACAUCAGAGAGAUCUUGGCGAAGUACAGUAAUGGCUUCUGGGUGUCCAAACUGCCUCAGAUGUACAGAGAGCUUUACAAACAAGACCUGCCCACAGAGGCCAUUAAAGACCUGGAGACCUGGACGCACAUUUGCAUAGUAGAGAAAACCUGCAGCAGCAACCCAUCAGAGCGGCUUCUCUACCCUGCCAAGGAACAGACAAACACUUCCUCCUCCUCUUCGCCCAUCCUCACCCACCCAAACUCUGCUACAACCACAAACGUGCCCGCAGACAAACCUUUCCAAUCCUCUGUCCAACAGAGAGCCCCCAGCACUCGUCCGACUCGCUCUGGCUCUCGGUCUUCUCAGUCUCCACCUUCAUCCUCCUCUUCACCCAGCCCUCCCUCGUCCCCUGCAACCCUCAGCCCUGACCUGAAGCAGAAGCUGGAGGAACUGUUAGUGAAGUACUCCAGUGGCCUGUGGGCCCAUGCGCUACCCAAGCUCUUCCAGGACACCUACAAAACCAAACUGCCAGGACAUGUUCUGGUCAGCCUCGAUCUCCUCUCUGACAUCUGCACCAUCGACUACCCGAUGCCUGACAACCCCAAGAGGGCCAUCCUGUACAGGCGAAGCAGUACUGGAGGUGGAGGAGGAGAGGACGAGAACUGCAACAGGAGGAACUCUUCAGCCAGUGAGGAGGAGCUGAGGGUGAGGAAGGAGCUGGGGAGGAGGCUCAGUAACCAGGCAGUGCCUCCACUACAGAUCCCCAAAGAGGAGUACCCCUCUGUGCUGGUGGUGGAGGCGACCAACACGAACGGGGUUUUACUCAGGUACAUCGGUGAGGGUUACUCCCAGGCUCAGGAGUCCAUGGAAGAUGAAAUGAGAGAGUUUUAUGGUUUGGACCAAAGCAGCCCAACACCUGUAUCAUCCCUAUCCUCGGGCCAGCUUGUUGCAGUCAGGGCGGAGGAAGAGGAGGAGAUUCUGAGGGCACAAGUCUGUGAGGUCAUGACUGACAAGGUCAAGGUGUAUUAUGUGGAUCAUGGCUUCUCAGAGGUGAUCAGCAAAAACAAAGUGUUUGAACUGCAUGAGAAGUUCUUUAAACUGUCUUUCCAGGCAGCCAAGUGUAAACUGGCAGGCCUUGAGACAUUUUGUCAGGACCCGGCGGUGCUGAAGAAGUUUGAGACGAUGGCGAGUGGAAAGAUUCUCUUGGCUGAGAUCCUGGAGAGAGGGCAGACCCCUCUGGUUGUCCUGUACGACACGUCGCAGGAUGAUGACAUAAACAUCAACGCUGCCUGCAUGAAAGCUCUGCACGACAAGUCGCUAGCGAGUCCGUUACAGGUGAACAGCGCUUAUAUGAAUGUGGCCAUCAGUAGCGUUUGUUCUGAUGGGACUAUCUACUGUCAGCCUCCCUCCAGAGGUCUUACCAAAAUGAAUGAGACGCUGGAGAAAAUAGAGACGUACUUCCACUCACAGGUAACAUCAGAGUUCCUGGUCUCCCGACCUUUUUGUGGGAAAAGAUGUUUGGCUCGCUACAAAGGAAAAUGGUCCCGUGUCGAGAUCACCAACCUUCAUGGCAGCAGAGUGUUGGACAUCCUGUUCAUUGAUGUGGGCGUGCAGGCUUCUGUCGAGGUGUUUGAGCUGAGGGAGAUUCCUCCCCCAUUCCUCCGUGACCUUAUGGCUAUCCCACCACAGGCUGUGAAGUGCUGUCUAGCAGACCUGGCUGUCAGUGUUGGAUCCUGGACUCCAGAUGCUGUGCAGUGGCUUCGAGACAAAGUGUUGAACACCACUGACUGUAGUAUGAAGGUUGCCAAAGUGGAUGAAAAGAAGCGCUGCAUUCACGUCCACUUAUUCACAGACAAGAACUUCCAUGACCCGGACCGCAGCCUCAACCGUCAGAUGGCCCAGUCCGAGCUGUUAAAGCAGCAACCAGACGUCUUCCUGACCAGCCACAGCUCUGCCAGGAUUUCCACACCUACUUCAUCCACCAAGACCUCCAGUGCCAGUAACUCCACCAAUGGCAGCCCAACAUCAGCUAAUGUCCCAGUCAAGCCUCACCUCAGGAGGGCUCUGUCAGGGCCCAAAGGCAGUGGAGGCGGUGGAAACACCACCACCACCACCCCCAGCAGCCCGACAGAAACACCAUCAUCCCCCACAUCCUCUCUCCAGCUGCCACCACCAUUAGAGCUGCCCACUAUAGGAAACAACAUGGAUGUAUACGUAUCAUUGGCGUGCCACCCCGGCCACUUUGUGCUACAGCCAUGGGGAGACAUGUACAGACUGGUAGUGCUGAUGGGAGAGAUGAUUCUCUACUACAACAAAACAGAGGAGAAACCACUAAACGUAGAGAAGAAUCAGAUUUAUGCUGCUAAAGUGGAAAACAGCUGGCAUCGUGUGCUGGUGAAGGGAGUUCUGAACAGCGGCUUGGUGUCUGUUUAUGAGUUGGACUAUGGUAAGCACGAGCUGGUCAGCUGCACACAGCUCAGGCCUCUGAUCAAAGAGUUCAGACAGCUGCCGUUUCAGGGAAUCACUGCUCAGCUGGCUGGAGUGAAGCAAAGGCAGUGGUCCGAGGAGGCCUCCAUUGUUUUCCGGCACCACGUGGAGAAGAAGCCUAUGGUGGCCCAGCUGGAGGCAGUACAGGAAGCCACUACCCCUUGGGAGAGGAAGCUGACUGUCUUCCUAGUUGACACUUCCCAGGAAGAAAAGGACACCUGGGUGCAUGACAUCAUGGCUGAGUUUGCAGAUGAGCUGACCAACGAGCUGUAAACAAUAGAGGACCACUGAGAAGUCUUACUAGAUCCUGUUGAUCAAAGAAGGCGCAGUGUGUCGUGGAUAGAAAAAAUAGAAGAAGCUUAUCUGUCUUUAUCUAUAUACCUACCAUCUAGUUGGAUUAAAGAAAGGAAGAAAGGGGUUUCCUAAAGAGAUGAACAGAGUUUGAGAAGUAAGAAGGGACACUGAGAUGUUUGGCAGCAUGUAGAGGAACGAAGACGACGUGAAGAAAUGAAGGCACCGUAGCUGCUGUAGUGUUAAAGGCUGCACACAGAAGGAUGCUGUGAUGUGAUGUGAUUUGAGUUACUGCAGUGUGACCAAUGGACAGCAUGCCCAUUCAUGAUGACUAAGUACAUAAUUGAUACAAACAGAUCUACAGUACAAAAAUAAACUGUUAAUUAAAUCAGUAUAACCUCGCAAAGCAGUCAGAAUGGUACAGCAUGCAUUCAGAAUAUUCGGUAUGGGCUUUAAUCCAAAGCAUCCUAAAGUACCAUGACCGGUUUUAGUGUGUGUCAUCCUGGGAAAGCCAGAACACCCUCAAUCCUGCCAAUGUGAGCACCACACAAACUGAACCGAGCAAGUUCUCUCGCGCAAGGAAGACGUACAGUACAUGCACCUGUUUACUAAAUCUGCUUUUGGGAUGGUGCUGCUCAUUGUCACGAAGUGUGCAAAAAGUGGAGCAAACAUUCCAGUGAAAGUAGGAGAAAUGGACGGGAGGUCGUACGAGGGAGAGCAGGAGCUUUUAUUUUGAAAUUACUUCAUGUGCAAAAUAUAAGUGACUGGUAUUCAGUGGAAAGUAUCAAAUUAAUGAUGAGCAUUUUUUAUUUGCCUGUGAAAUGCAACACAGAAUUUAUUGUGGUUUGAAGACGAGUUUUACAGUGUGGAUGUGUAAAACUUAGUUUUAUUAAAAAAUGAAGGAUAAAUAAUGCAUCAAACCUACAUUGUGACCAGCUCUAAACAAGAGAAAUGUGUAUUUUUAGAAUCUCAAAAGUCUAACAUACGAGAGAAAAUGCAUGACAAACUCCUGAUUAUAACUCCUGUGACGUCAGCGCCUCGUCCAUCUCUGUGCUUUUUCGGGAAUUGGAUUUUUCUGGCCCGUGUUUCCGUUUCUCGCCUGGCAUUGAGACGUAAAUCUCAGCAGAUUACUCGUGCUGCAUGUUACAGAUUCCCUGAGCUACGGUUUAGUUUGACGUUAUAGUAAGAACAAUAAUUACGAUAUUAAUACGCAGAUUAAGUUUAAUGUAGUGAUAUAUUUAUAGAGUUUUAAAUGGAGGAUAAAUUGGGCUUAUGAUUGGGUUCGGUACCACCGCUAAAUGCCGGCCUGAUGUGGGAUUUGAUUCUGAAAUGUGAAACUUUUCUUUCUGAUGAUUUGAAUGUGCAAUUCUAAUUCUGACGCUAGCCGACCUGACAUGAUCUUAUUUAUAUUUAACUUAUAUUCUCUGGAUAAUAAUGAUCACUAUCAUUCCUAUUUUGUUUAACAAUGACCUGGAAACAAUAAAACAGAUGUUUUUGGAAUGAA